Paramisgurnus dabryanus is the source of this 1077-nucleotide messenger RNA. RefSeq names its product oleoyl-ACP hydrolase (gene olah). NCBI's taxonomy places the organism in Eukaryota, Metazoa, Chordata, Actinopteri, Cypriniformes, Cobitidae. The record is from RefSeq and is a predicted model, not a curated record. Gene Ontology annotation, biological process: lipid biosynthetic process.
AGAUGUGUAUCAUAUCAUUACCACAGAAGAAGAUUGUACAGGAAAUAACCAGCAUUUAAUCAGGGAUGGACAAAGUCAUAAACUGUUUCGGCAAGUGUCCAGAUGCUGUUGUCCGUCUUAUCUGUUUCCCCUGGGCCGGUGGAGGGUCUAUCCACUAUGCCCGCUGGGCCAAAUCUCUCAACAGCUCUAUUGAAGUGUAUUCAGUUAGACUGCCUGGCAGAGAAGGGAGAAUCAAGGAACAAUUUUUUACGAAUAUGCAAGAAAUCCUUGAUGAGGUGAUUGGUGCGCUACUUCCACAACUCAAAGAGAAGCCAUUUGCCCUCUUUGGACAUAGUUUUGGAGCUAUGACUUGCUUUGCCUUUGCCGAGCAUGUGAAGAAGGUCUUCGAUCUUGAGCCGAUCCAUAUAUUUCUCUCUGGAGCCUCUGCACCAUAUUCUAAGGCAAGAUUGCAGGCACCAAAAAGAAGUGACCUUUCAGAUCAAGACUUCCUUGCAUGGGUAAAUUCCAUUGGAGGAACACCGCCAGAGAUACUGGCCAAUGCCGAGCUUGUAAAACUCUUCUUGCCUGCGUUGAAGGCGGACCUCUGUGUGGCUGAAAACUUUAGGUGUAGCAGCCCAUCAACACCCUUUUUAUCAUGUCCAGUCACAUGCUUUGAUGGACAGGAGGACAUGCCCCAUGACUUACAAGCGUGGAAGCUCAUGACAAAUGGUGAAUUUACAGUGCAGAUGCUCCCUGGAUCUCACUUUUACCUGAAAGAAAAAGCAAAUGAAAAAAUAAUACUGGACCACAUUACUAAACAUCUUGAGACAGCAGAGAUGGACUAUAUGUAGAAACUCAGUCCUUUGUCAUACUAAUGGAAGUUCAUUUAGACUACUAUCAAAACAUAUUUAUGUGAUAAAUAAUUGCUUAUUUAUAUUUUCACUGAUUAAGUAAAGUUUCAUGUCAAAUGAAUAAAUGUCGGGAGACAGAGAGUACAAUAAUAAUAGCAAAAGUUUUCAUUCCAUUAGUAACAUUAAAAAAAUUAUUUUGACCAAUCAAAUGCGUGCAUGCAUGUAUAAAUAUAGAUGAAAUGAAAGA